This is a messenger RNA of Galleria mellonella (greater wax moth), 1637 nucleotides long. RefSeq names its product odorant receptor 46a (gene Or-13). The record is from RefSeq and is a predicted model, not a curated record. Lineage: Eukaryota; Metazoa; Arthropoda; Insecta; Lepidoptera; Pyralidae. Gene Ontology annotation, cellular component: plasma membrane. The transcript is spliced from 5 exons. Gene Ontology annotation, molecular function: odorant binding; olfactory receptor activity. Bases 149 to 1537 code for a protein of 462 amino acids. Gene Ontology annotation, biological process: detection of chemical stimulus involved in sensory perception of smell; sensory perception of smell.
ACAAGCUAAGCCUUUGUGACCUCAAUCUAUUAAAGCCGUCCGCCGUGCAGCCAACUGCGGUAUUAAACGCAGUCUGAGAAAUAUUUUCUUUUGUUGCAUUGAAAUAGAAAAGUAAUCUUCUCCCGCGCUUAAUUCCAUUAUUAAAACAAUGGAACCGUUGAAUCAGAUAAACUGUUUUGAAAUAAAUAAGAAAAUUUGGAAAAUUAUUGGUCUAUGGCCUGCAGACGAUACAUGGAAAUAUCAUCAUAUUUUUUCAAAAAUCUUGAUUGCAGUUCUAAUUUUACUCUUUGAUGCAUUGCUCACAUUAAACUUGUGUUGCAUGACGAAACAGUUGGAUGUUAUCAUUGAAAAUACAUUAUUUUAUUUCACAGCUGUGGUUGUCGCCUCGAAAGUGAUUACAUUUUUAAAAGAACGUGAUGGAUUAAUUGAUAUAUUCAAUAGUUUAGAAAGUGAAAUGUUCCAACUUUGUAACGACAUGGAAGUAAAAAUUUUAAAAAAAGCAAACUCAUUUAAUAUAAUGUACUGGAAAAUAGUAGCAAUUGUAUCUUUUACAUCCCAUGUAGCACAUUUUGGAGUUCCAGUUAUGCUACAUUUUAUUUUCUCAGUGGAUCUAGAAUUACCAAUAUGUAGUUAUAGUUUUCUCUCUAAAGAUUUUAUAGAUACAUAUAGACAUCUACUAUAUUUAUACCAAUGUCUUGGAAUACAAUAUCUUGUAUUAGUAAAUCUUAACAUUGAUACUUUUAUUCUGGGUUUAAUUAUCUUUGUUAUAGCUCAAUUAGAUAUACUUGAUUUAAAAUUAAGAACUUUAACUGAUCAUAAAACAGAUGAGGAUAAUGUUGAUGAUGUUUCUGAAGCAGAUAUGUUAAAAAAGUUACAUCAAUGUGUCCAACAUUUUGAAGAAAUAUCAAAAUUUUGUGACCAAAUACAGCGUGUUUUCAGCUUUAUUAUAUUUGUGCAGUUUAGUAUGGCUUCUUGCAUUAUUUGUAUUUGUCUUUUCAGAUUUACAAUGCCCGCGUCUACGUCAUACUAUAUUUUUCUUGCUACAUAUAUGAGUGUUAUGAUCCUGCAAAUAUUAGUCCCUAGUUGGUUUGGAUCUAAAAUGAUGCAUAAGAGCCAAUUACUACCCUUCGCUGUAUAUAGUUGUGAUUGGAUACCAAGAUCUCGGCGGUUCAAAAGCAGUCUACGUUUGUUUGUUGAAAGAGCAAAUGUGCCACUCUGCAUAGUUGGCGGGAAAAUGUUUAUAUUGUCUCUGACUACUUUUACAUCUAUGGUUUUCAGAUAUAUUUUUAAGAUGCACGUGCUAAUUAAACUUCUUGAAAUGCAUCCUAAUAAUAUUCAGCUGAGGUUAGGUACAUAUUAUAUAGAUAAACUUGAGUAUGUAAUAAGAAACAAGGACUUCAUAAUUAAAAAGCUGAAAAUAAACAUGAAAAUUAUGCAUUUAUUAUUCAUGAUUAAUGAAGCUUUGAUGAAAUCAAAAUCCAGCUCAAUUAAGGAAAUACGCUUUCUGUACACAUAUAUCUUGAUAUGUCUGUUUUAAUUAGGUAGCUGCCAGUGCGAUAAUUAGAAAUUUGUUUAAAACUUAUAAUGCUUACUUAAUAUAAAUACUUAUUAAUAAAUCGAUUUUUCUUAUUCAUUAA